CACCCCCUCCAAGCUCUAUGCCAGUUUACUAGUGUUUGCGCGCGUGCAUGUCUACUUGAGGAAAAAUACAAACACUAGCUCCUACUAGAGUUCAAGAUGUCUUCCAAAACCAGUCCCUCCGCCAUCGCUCUUUUCCUCACCCUCAACAUCCUCUUCUUCACACUCACCUCUGCAUGCGGCACUCACAAAUGCCGUGGCCCAAGCCCACCCCCAAAGCCAAAGCCAAGCCCAUGCCCUUCCCCUCCAGGUGGCUCCAGCACUCCACCAGGAGGCUCUAGCCCUUCCGCUGGCUCUAGCUCUUCAAACGCGACGUGCCCCACUGACGCGCUCAAACUUGGUGUUUGCGCCAACGUUCUGAGCGGGUUGCUGAACGUGACAUUGGGUCAAGUACCAGCGACACCAUGCUGCUCCGUUAUCCAAGGGCUAGCUGACCUUGAAGCUGCAGUUUGCCUCUGCACUGCCCUAAAAGCUAGCAUUUUGGGUGUCAGUCUCAAUAUUCCUAUCUCACUCAGCUUGCUCCUCAAUGUUUGCUCAAAGGAAGUCCCCAGCGGUUACCAAUGUGCCUGAUCAAACCGUUACCUACUUUCCCGUCGCGUUUACUAGUUGUGGCUUCUUUUAGUUCCAUUGAUCAGUGUGUGACAAUAAAGAAAUUCCCGAUGUUUUAUUACAUAUGUAAACCGCAAGGGAAUUAACCAAAUUAUGAUGAUGAACUUGUGCUAUUUAUUUUACUAAGAAAUUAUUGAAA
Molecule: messenger RNA, 745 nt
Organism: Lotus japonicus
Lineage: Eukaryota; Viridiplantae; Streptophyta; Magnoliopsida; Fabales; Fabaceae
Product: lipid transfer protein EARLI 1-like
Exons: 1
Coding region: 97-567 (156 amino acids)
Source: RefSeq, a predicted model, not a curated record